Molecule: messenger RNA, 1756 nt
Organism: Mauremys reevesii (Reeves's turtle)
Lineage: Eukaryota; Metazoa; Chordata; Testudines; Geoemydidae
Exons: 9
Coding region: 1-1515 (504 amino acids)
Source: RefSeq, a predicted model, not a curated record
AUGGCUGGCUCUGGCCCGGCCUGGGGUGAUGGCUGCCAGCAGCAGGGGCCCAGGUGGCUGCAGGUGCCACCACAGAGCGGAGGCCGUGUCCUGCCGCAGCUGGCGGCUCCGUGCGCCCCGCGGGGCGGCCCCGAGCCCGAGUGUCCCGCGCUCUACGCGUCGGAGCCGGCCCGGCCCGGCCACAAGCUGCGGGCGCUGCUCCCCGACGGCUCGGCCGCGGCCAGCGGCGCCAACCGGGGCGGCCCCGGGGCGCCCCCCGCGCACGACGCGCUGCUGCUGCUGGACCCGAGCCCCGGCGCCAGCUUCGGCCACCCGCUGCGGCUCUUCCAGCUGGACUUCGGCGUCAGCCCGCGGCGCUGCCGGGGCCCGGACCGCGUCUCCCUGGGCCGCUACGAGUGCCUGACCCUGGCCCUGCGGAGCCGCUGCGAGAACCAGACGAAGCGGCGCGGGCGCGGCGGGCAGGGCACGCGGGAGGCCGGGCGCGCUCGCCGGGAGGAGCCGCUGGUGGGGGGCUGCGAGAUUCACUUCCUGCCCCUGGUGGUGGCGGCGCAGGACCCCAAGCGCCAGCAGAGGCUGCACUGCGUAGAGCUGCCGGGAUUCAGCCCGUGUCCGCAGCCGCUCCCCGUGGUCAGCCCCGGCCCCGCGGCCGCUCACUGCGAACUGGACAAGAACACGCGCCGGUGCCACCGGCAGCAGCUGCCCUCCCACCCGUCCUGCCGCAUGUACCAGACCUGCGACCACGCCGUGCUCAUCUCAGGCGGCUGGCAGGACCAGAUCACCUACCCCCACCACGCCCGCAACCUGCGGCUCUUCGGCCAGAUGCUGCGGCGGAACGGCUUCCGGCAGGAGCACAUCAAGGCCUUCUUCGCGGGCGACGGCCAGGCGCCAGUGGCUGCAGAGGUGGGCGACGUGUAUCCGGCCACGGAGAAGCUGCUGAUCCGCAGCCACCUGGCGCUGGUGUGCCGCACGCGGCACUGCGCCGACUCGCUGGUGCUUUACCUCAACAGCCCCGCCCGGAGCGACGGCACCAUGCUCCUGUGGGACACCAACAAGAACGGCAUCGCCGACCCCAAGGAGCGCUACCCUGUGGCCGAGCUCCUGGCCGACCUGGAGGGCUGCAGCGCCCGCAGGGUCUUCCUCUUCCUCGACCAGAGCUACCCGGGCCCGCUGGCCAAGAAGCUGCUGGCGUCCGGGCGGCACGGGAACGUGGUGCUGGUGAGCGGCCAGCGGGGCUCCGACUUCGCCCGGGGCUCGGCCUUCAGCGAGUUCUGGGCUCGGCUGCAGCCCGACCAGUGCCUGCUGCAGCACCUCCUGCAGGCAGGCCCGCGGGCAGCCAGCUCCUCCCCCGGGGCCACGCUGCAGCUGCUCAACGUGACCCUGGCCGGGGCGCCCUGCCACAGCACCCCGGCGCUGACGGAGGACGAGCGCAGGAGGGAGUUCCUGGGCUGCCAGAACCUGCCCACCAUGCUCUGGUACCAGGCCGCGCACACGCAGCAGCAGCAGGACGACGACUGAAGCCAGGUCCCGUCCCUGGUUCCUGCGCCCUGCUGAGCCCCUCACACCCACCCAGAGCCAGCCGCAGGGGCCGUGCCCUCUCCCAGGCAUCAGCCACAGCGCCAGGCCCAGCUGGGAUGAGCAGCCGGGGCAGGAGGGCAGCGCUCGGGCUCCGAAAGGGCCCUUGGCGCGUGCCAGGCGGGGGCAGGGAGGGGACCCGCUGUACGUCACCCACUCCCUCAAUAAAGAACCAGUUCUGGCC